UGAACAUUCCCGUGGGUGGCUUGUUCAGGUUGAGAGAGAUGAAGGGUUCGAUGAGUAGCUAUGGCUAUGGCAUUGCCGUGGUUGUGGUGUUGGCUUUGAGUUUGAGUUUGGGUGCAUCAACGGAGCAACUGAGCUCAAGAGAAUGCGAGAACCUCGGUUUCUCCGGACUCGCUUUGUGCUCUGACUGCAAUACUUUUUCCGAAUAUGUCAAGGACAAAGAGUUGGUAUCGGAUUGUUUCAAGUGUUGCACGGAAGACUCCAAUGAUGCCACUACCAAGAUUACUUACUCUGGAGCUGUACUGGAAGUCUGCAUGAGGAAACUUGUUUUCUAUCCUGAAGUUGUUAGCUUUAUUGAAGAGGAAAAGGAUCAGUUUCCAUCAGUUAAAGUUCAAUAUGUUUUUAAUUCUCCACCAAAGCUAAUCAUGCUGGAUGAUGCAGGUCAACAGAAGGAAACAAUCAGAGUUGAUAAUUGGAAACGUGAACAUAUACUGCAGUUCCUGCGAGAGAAGGUGAAGCCUUUGGCAGCUGUUUGAGAAGGUUUUACCCGUUCACUGCCAUGCUUUCCCACUUAACAAAAAAUGAGUGAGAGAAUAUAUGCGGUAACUUAGACAAGUUAAUCAAACUUGCCCUGGUUACUAGUCACCCGAAUAACGUAUAAAAUAUUGUAGUUUGAUCAAUUUGAGAUAAUUCUGAGCAUUUCUGACAAUUGAUUGCAAUAGGGCAGUUUCCUUUUCCCAGUUUUUAUGGCAACUGAAGUCUUGUAAUAUUCAUUGGUGACAAGCUUGUUUCAAUAUUCAUCAGAGUGAUAAUACGUGUAUAGCUA
Molecule: messenger RNA, 823 nt
Organism: Gastrolobium bilobum
Lineage: Eukaryota; Viridiplantae; Streptophyta; Magnoliopsida; Fabales; Fabaceae
Exons: 4
Coding region: 39-533 (164 amino acids)
Cellular component (GO): endoplasmic reticulum lumen
Molecular function (GO): oxidoreductase activity
Source: RefSeq, a predicted model, not a curated record